This is a messenger RNA of Thlaspi arvense, 189 nucleotides long. The record is from the annotation of a GenBank genome assembly. NCBI's taxonomy places the organism in Eukaryota, Viridiplantae, Streptophyta, Magnoliopsida, Brassicales, Brassicaceae.
AUGAGCGAUCCAAACGGCCAAUAUCCAGCAACAACUGUCGGUGGAGACGGUGGCAGCAGCGGUAAUAACGGCGGUGGAAAUGGCGGAGGAAGCGGUGGUUCGUUUGCUAGUCAGCCGCAGAGAGCAAAGGUGAGGAAGCAAGUGUGGGCUGGAGUUCUCGGCAUCUCUUCCGUCUCCACCAACAAAUAA